GCAGGUGAGGGGCAGGUACAGUCAAUCAACAGACGGUCAACAGCAAACAUGAACGCUAAGGUCUUCUUCAUGCUGGUAGGUGUGGCCGUGGCCCUCCCUGCCCCCGAAAAGCCCGUCACCAGCUACGGCGUCCCCGCGGCCUCCCACGAGUCCUCUUCCUUCGAGCACUUCUCCCCCGCCUCCUCCUCCUUCGAACACUCCGGCCAGGACUCUGCCUCCUUCGAGAGCUACCGUCCCUCCUCCGCCUCCGGCUCGGGCUCAGACUCAGGCUCCUACGAGUCCUACGAGUCCAGCGAGGCCAAGUAUGAGUUCGAAUGGUCCGUGGAGGACGCCUCCACCGGCAACGACUUCGGCCACAAGGAGGCCCGUGACGGCGACUACACCCAGGGCGUGUACACCGUAAGGCUUCCCGACACCCGCCUGCAGACCGUCACUUACGUCGUUGAGGGCGACAAAGGUUACGUGGCCGACGUCAAGUACGACGGUGAGGCUCAGUUCCCCGACUCCUACUCCCGCGAGUCCUACGAGUCCCGCGAAUCCUUCGAGUCCUUCCACUCUGGCUCAGGCUCCGAUGAGUCCGUUGAGGCUGUGUACGCCCCUCCCCCACGCACCUCUUACGCCGCCCCUGACUCUAACGAGUCCAAGUAAACUGUGACGGAGUCUCCCUGAGGCCACGAGCCCCGGCGACUCGCGGCCUCUGGUUCCUUUCUUGCCUAAUCAAAGUAUGUUAAGUCUUCACGCUGUGCUGCCAUCUCUUCCCGAUCUCUGUCCUGUGUUUACGAGUAUAUUAUUAUCUAUGUAUUGCUAUUUAUUGCGAAAUAAACUAUAAGUGUUACC
Molecule: messenger RNA, 837 nt
Organism: Scylla paramamosain (green mud crab)
Lineage: Eukaryota; Metazoa; Arthropoda; Malacostraca; Decapoda; Portunidae
Product: pro-resilin-like
Exons: 3
Coding region: 49-648 (199 amino acids)
Cellular component (GO): extracellular matrix
Source: RefSeq, a predicted model, not a curated record